Molecule: messenger RNA, 573 nt
Organism: Periophthalmus magnuspinnatus
Lineage: Eukaryota; Metazoa; Chordata; Actinopteri; Gobiiformes; Gobiidae
Product: fibroblast growth factor 4A-like
Exons: 3
Coding region: 1-573 (190 amino acids)
Biological process (GO): animal organ morphogenesis; regulation of cell migration; positive regulation of cell population proliferation
Cellular component (GO): cytoplasm
Molecular function (GO): growth factor activity; fibroblast growth factor receptor binding
Source: RefSeq, a predicted model, not a curated record
AUGAAGCUGAGAGCAUGUGUCUUGUGGCCCCAGCUCCCGUGGCUCUGGUCUUCAGUGCUUCUGGGUUGUGUCUUUGGCUGUGUCCCCAGCAGCAGAAGUGUGCACACACAUAAGCAGUGGCCACUGCUGUCUGAUGCUUUGGGAUCCUGGGACAAACCAGAUGCCCCUCACCAGGAGUACCUUCUUGGAAUAAAGCGCAUCCGGAGGCUCUACUGUAACGUGGGCAUUGGCUUCCAUCUACAGGUGUUUCCAAAUGGACAGAUAUCAGGCGCACAUGACGAGGGCCCAUACUCUCUUUUGGAGAUCUCCCCAGUGUCCAGAGGGGUGGUGACUCUGUAUGGGCUGAGGAGUGGCCUUUUUAUCGCCAUGACCACCAGAGGGAAGCUCUAUGGCUCCGACCACUACCAAGCUGAAUGUAACUUCAAAGAAAAACUUCUAGUCAACAACUACAACACGUAUGAGUCAGCCGCACACCCGGGAAUGUACAUCGGCAUCAGCAAAAUGGGCAAGAGCAAGAGAGGCAACCGCGUCUCACCCACCAUGAGCAUGACACACUUUCUGCCGCGAAUAUGA